This is a messenger RNA of Jatropha curcas, 1112 nucleotides long. Its product is annotated as endochitinase. NCBI's taxonomy places the organism in Eukaryota, Viridiplantae, Streptophyta, Magnoliopsida, Malpighiales, Euphorbiaceae. Gene Ontology annotation, biological process: defense response to fungus; chitin catabolic process; carbohydrate metabolic process. Gene Ontology annotation, molecular function: chitinase activity; chitin binding. The record is from RefSeq and is a predicted model, not a curated record.
UUUCUUUUUCAUUAUUCUCACCACAAAAAUCAUUUGAAAAAUAUGAAGUUGUACACUUUUAUCCUCUUCACUUUAGCUUCGUUCUUGGUUGAAACUUCAGCAGAACAAUGUGGAAGACAAGCUAAUAAUGCUCAAUGUCCAAACGGGUUAUGUUGUAGCCAAUUUGGUUGGUGUGGCAACACACCUGAGUACUGUGGUGCUGGUAAUUGCCAAAGCCAGUGUCCUGGCAGCGGCAGUGGCGGUGGCUCAACCCCUACACCAACUCCUAGCGGUGGUGGUGGAGACGUUAGCAGCAUAAUUACUCCAGCUCUUUUCGAUCAAAUGCUUAAGUAUCGAAAUGACCCAAGAUGCCAGAGUAAUGGAUUCUACACUUACAAUGCUUUUAUUUCUGCUGCAAGGUCCUUUAAUGGCUUUGGCACAUCUGGAGAUCUUGAUACGCGUAAAAGAGAGCUUGCCGCUUUCUUGGCUCAAACUUCUCAUGAGACUACAGGAGGAUGGCCAAGUGCACCAGAUGGACCAUAUGCAUGGGGAUAUUGCUUUGUUAGGGAAAAUGAUCGUCAAACUUAUUGUUCAUCAAGUGAAUGGCCAUGCCCUGCUGGUAGACAAUACUAUGGCCGAGGGCCAAUUCAACUCACUCACAACUACAACUAUGGGCUAGCGGGUAGAGCUCUUAGGGAAGAUCUAAUAAACAAUCCGGAUUUGGUAGCAACCGACCCGGUGAUAUCAUUUAAGACAGCCAUAUGGUUUUGGAUGACCCCACAGGGAAACAAGCCAUCAAGCCACAACGUUAUCAUUGGACAAUGGACACCGUCUGAUGCAGAUAGGGCAGCUAAUAGGGUCCCAGGCUACGGUGUGAUCACCAACAUAAUCAACGGAGGACUUGAGUGCGGACAAGGUGCUAAUGAUAAGGUGGAAAGCAGAAUUGGGUUUUACAGAAGAUACAGUGGCAUUUUGGGAGUGAGUACAGGGGGAAACCUGGAUUGCUACAAUCAAAGGCCUUUUGCUCCUUAAGGCAUAACCUAUUUUUGGAUCCAAACAUAUUCCAUAUCCACUAAUAAUAAAUGAGUAAUUCUAUCAAUAUCUUCUAAUAAAAAUAUUAUUUUUAAUUGUUA